Molecule: messenger RNA, 13275 nt
Organism: Cuculus canorus (common cuckoo)
Lineage: Eukaryota; Metazoa; Chordata; Aves; Cuculiformes; Cuculidae
Product: mucin-5B
Exons: 39
Coding region: 1-13275 (4424 amino acids)
Cellular component (GO): extracellular matrix
Molecular function (GO): protein binding
Source: RefSeq, a predicted model, not a curated record
AUGGCUAAACUAUGUCGAGCCCAGACUGAAAUCCAUCAGGAAACAGGAAGCAAAUACACUGAGGAUGUUCAGCAGAAACACAACACUUCUGCUACAGUUUCAUCUAAAGUGAACAUCAUCCAGCCAAUGCUGACAAAUCCAGUAAUAACACCUUCAAAUCCUGCUCACAAUGGUCGCGUGUGCAGCACAUGGGGCAACUUCCACUUCAAGACCUUUGAUGGUGACAUAUUCUCCUUCCCUGGGCUCUGUAAUUACAUUUUUGCAUCCCAUUGCAAUGCUCCCUAUGAGGAUUUCAACAUCCAGAUUAGGCGCGUAGUGGUGGAUAAUGCUCCAACAAUCAGACAUAUCACCAUGAAACUUGAAGGCGUAGCUGCUGAACUAACAAAAGAUGUUGUCAUGAUCAAUGGUGACAGAGUUCAACUGCCAUACAGCCAAUCCGGAAUUACAAUAGAGAAAAGCAGCAUUUAUAUAAAAGUUGUCAGCAAAAUGGGCGUUGUAUUAAUGUGGAAUGAAGAUGAUAACAUCCUGCUGGAACUGAAUGAGAAAUACGCCAACCAGACCUGUGGACUUUGUGGGGACUUUAAUGGCUUACCAAUUUACAAUGAGUUCUAUUCGAACAGUAUUAAGAUGACGGCCUUGCAGUUUGGGAAUAUGCAGAAAAUGGAUGGGCCAACAGAACACUGCGAAGACUCCACUUCUACCCCACCAGACAAUUGCACUGAAAAUUUUGGAGGUUCGCACAUUUCCACAUAUGAUAAAAAACAUUAUGAUCACCAUGGAGACUGCGUUUAUGUCCUUUCUAAGCACUGUAAAGAAGAAACAUUCACCAUCCUGGUAGAACUACGCAGAUGUGGCCUGACAGAAACUGAGACAUGCUUAAAGACAGUGACUCUCAACAUGAAUAAAGGACAAACUCUCGUCGAGGUUAAACCUGAUGGUGGUGUGUUCGUGAACUCAAUUUACACCCAGCUGCCCAUCUCAGCAGCUAAUGUCACUGUGUUCAGACCUUCAUCAUUCUUCAUUGUGAUGCAGACAAACUUUGGUGUCCAACUUGAAAUCCAAAUUGUACCCAUCAUGCAAGUGUUUGUGAGGCUGGAUCCUGUUUUCAAAAACCAGACCUGUGGUCUCUGUGGAAAUUUUAAUAAUAUCCAAACUGAUGACUUCAAGGCCAUAAGUGGAAUAAUUGAAGGAACAGCAACAGCAUUUGCUAAUACAUGGAGAACUCAAGCUUCAUGCCCAAAUAUCCAGCCCAGUUUUGAGAACCCUUGUGCACUCAGCAUUGAUAACGAAAAAUAUGCUCAGCAUUGGUGUGGACUUCUAACUGACAGCAAAGGACCUUUUGCUGCUUGUCACCAUGCAGUGAAUCCCUCUGUUUACCACAUGAACUGCAUGUUCGACACAUGUAAUUGUGAAAAUAGUGAGGACUGUCUCUGUGCAGCCCUGUCUUCCUAUGUGAGAGCUUGUUCUGCAAAAGGAAUCCACCUGCAAGGAUGGAGGACUGAAGUCUGCUCAAAAUAUACCACAUCAUGUCCCAAAUCCUUAAGCUACAGCUAUACCAUUUCUGCUUGUCAACCCACUUGUCGCUCUCUGAGCGAGCAUGAUGUCACAUGCGACAUUAAGUUUGUCCCAGUUGAUGGCUGUACUUGUGUAAAUGAAACCUACAUGGAUGAGAGUGGCAAAUGUGUUCCUGCUAAUGAAUGCCCCUGCUACUACAGAGGAUCUCCCAUACCAUUUGGAGAAGCUGUCCAUGAAAAUGGGAUUGUAUGCACUUGCAUCCAGGGAAGACUGAAUUGUAUUGGAGCACCCAAUCCAACUCCAGUCUGUGAAUCUCCCAUGGUCUACUUCAACUGUAGAAACAUCACUGCAGGAAUAAUUGGAGCAGAAUGUCAAAAAAGUUGCCAGACUCUGGAUAUGCAGUGUUAUAGCACACAAUGUGUGUCUGGCUGCGUGUGCCCAGCUGGGCUUGUGUUAGACGGGAAUGGUGGUUGUAUUGCUGAAGAGGAUUGUCCGUGUAUUCACAAUGAAGCCAUGUAUCAGCCUGGGGAAAAGAUCAGCGUUGACUGUAACACUUGUGUAUGUAAGAAUAGGAAGUGGGAAUGCACGGAAAAUCAAUGUCUGGGCACUUGUGCUGUUUAUGGAGAUGGUCAUUAUAAUACCUUUGACGACAAAAGGUUCAGCUUCAAUGGAAAUUGUGAAUACACACUAGUCCAGGACCACUGUGGGAAGAGUGGCACAGCCAAUGGGACUUUCAGAGUUAUCACUGAAAAUAUUCCAUGUGGCAACACUGGGACAACUUGCUCAAAAUCUAUCAAAGUUUUCUUAGAGAGCUAUGAGCUGAUACUCGGUGAGGAGCAUGUCAGUGUUGUAAAGAGAGGACAAAAUGAUGAGGUGCCAUACACAGUCCGCUAUAUGGGUAUGUACUUGGUAAUUGAGACCACAAGCGGACUGAUCCUCAUGUGGGACAAGAAAACAAGCAUCUUCAUCAAGCUCAGCCCUAAUUUUAAGGGCCAGAUCUGUGGUCUCUGUGGAAAUUAUGAUGGCAAUGGCAUCAAUGACUUUACUACAAGGAGUCAGUCUGUGGUAGAGAAUGUUUUAGAGUUUGGAAACAGUUGGAAAGUCUCCUCAACAUGUCCUGAUGCUUCCAGCAUAAAGGACCCAUGUUCCACCAACCCAUAUCGAAAGUCCUGGUCAGAGAAGCAAUGCAGCAUUAUCAACAGCGACGUCUUUGCUGCCUGUCAUUCUCAGGUUGAGCCAGCAAAAUAUUACCAAGCAUGUGUGACAGAUGCUUGUGCAUGUGAUACUGGAGGGGACUGUGAUUGCUUUUGCACAGCAGUAGCUGCCUACGCUCAAGCAUGUAGCGAAGUUGGUGUCUGCAUAGCCUGGAGAACCCCAUCAAUCUGUCCGCUGUUCUGUGAUUACUACAAUCACCAAGGGGAAUGUGAAUGGCACUAUAAGCCUUGCGGAACCUCCUGUAUGAAGACCUGUAGGAACCCAAGUGGAAAAUGCUUCCAUGAUUUGCCAGGUUUAGAAGGCUGCUACCCUAACUGCCCACCAGACAAGCCGUAUUUUCAUGAGGAUCAGAUGAAGUGUGUCAGUCUUUGUGAUUGUUAUGAUAGUGAAGAUGGAAAGAUAUAUAGACGGGAUGAAUGUAAUUUAUGUGAAUGCACAUCAGAAGGUUUACAGUGCAAGUUUGAUGAAAAAGCAUGCAACUGCAUUUAUGAGGGGAACAGCUAUAAAUAUGGUGAACUCAUCUACAACACCACAGAUACAGCUGGAUGGUGUUUCAGUGCAACAUGUGAUGUCAACGGAACAAUAAACAGAAGCAUCUUUAAAUGUGGCAUCUUUACAACAACCCCAUUUACAUUUUCUACAAGUCAGCCCACAACUACUGCUUCAGAAAUGACAACUGCAAAACCUGUGACAACUGUAUGUGUGAAGCAUGUAUGUACAUGGUCAGAAUGGUACGAUUCCACACAGCCUGAAAACAACGAAGACAGUGGAGAUUAUGAAAUAUUUGAAAACCUCAGAGAAAAAGGAUAUAGAGUAUGUAAAAACCCAAAUGGUGUUCAGUGCAGGGCAAAAGAACACCCAGAUACAGAAUUAAACCAUCUUAAUCAAACAGUACAAUGUAGUCAAAAUACAGGAUUAAUAUGCAAUAACAAGGACCAACAAUAUAAGCAGUGCUAUAACUAUGAAAUCAGAAUAUCAUGCUGCAAAUACAUGCCAUGUUAUCAGACAACUCCAGCAGAAACCUCAACUGCAGUAACCCUGUCUCCAACAUCAUCCACUACUUCCUCCACCCUUCCCCCUACAGAACUUACAACAACCACUGGCACCACUGUUGUCUCCAGUACCGCUGUUCCGCCAACACAGGCCACAUCCGUCAUCACAACCACCAGCAGCACCAGCACAGCCAAGACCUCUCCUGCUCCAAUACAAACCACAACCAUCCUCACACCAACACCAACGGCACCCACCUCUGCAGCCACCACCACUGCCAGCACCUCCGAGACCACAAACAGCUGCCAGGAGCAGUGUGACUGGACACAAUGGUUUAACGUGGAUUCCCCGAACCCUGGUAGCCAAAAUGGAGACAUGGAGACAUUUGCAAAAAUCCGAGCUGCUGGGUACGCGCUGUGCAAAAAGCCAAAAGACAUCGUGUGCCGUGCUAAAGAUUACCCUUCCAGGAAUCUGGACACACUGGGACAGGUAGUUGAGUGCAGCGUCAACUUUGGGCUUGUGUGCAGAAAUGAGGAUCAGAUCACAAAGUACCCCAUCUGCUUUGACUAUGAGAUCAAGCUGCUGUGCUGUGACCGUUCACACUGCCAGACCACAUCAGCAUCUACAGGAACCACUGCAGGCUCCUCCACCACAGCCUCUACUGCAGAAACCUCCACUAUAGCAACUCUGGCUCCAACAUCACCCACUACUACCUCCACCCUUCCCCCUACAGAACUUACAACCACCACUGGCACUACGGCUCUCUCAAGUACCACUGUUGUGUCUCCAAUGGCCUCAUCCACCAUCACAAGCACCAGCAGCGCCAGCACAGCCAAGACCUCUCCUGCUCCAAUACAAACCACAACCAUCCUCACACCAACACCAACGGCACCCACCUCUGCAGCCACCACCACUGCCAGCACCUCCGAGACCACAAACAGCUGCCAGGAGCAGUGUGACUGGACACAAUGGUUUAACGUGGAUUCCCCGAACCCUGGUAGCCAAAAUGGAGACAUGGAGACAUUUGCAAAAAUCCGAGCUGCUGGGUAUGCGCUGUGCAAAAAGCCAAAAGACAUCGUGUGCCGUGCUAAAGAUUACCCUUCCAGGAAUCUGGACACACUGGGACAGGUAGUUGAGUGCAGCGUCAACUUUGGGCUUGUGUGCAGAAAUGAGGAUCAGAUCACAAAGUACCCCAUCUGCUUUGACUAUGAGAUCAAGCUGCUGUGCUGUGACCGUUCACACUGCCAGACCACAUCAGCAUCUACAGGAACCACUGCAGGCUCCUCCACCACAGCCUCUACUGCAGAAACCUCCACUAUAGCAACUCUGGCUCCGACAUCACCCACGACUGCCUCCACCCUUCCCCCUACAGAAGUGACAAGCACCACUGCCAGCACCGUUGUCUCCACUACCACUGUUCCGCCAACAAAGGCAACAUCCGUCAUCACAACCACCAGCAGCGCCAGCACAGCCAAAACAUCUCCUGCUCCAAUACAAAGCACAACCAUCCUCACACCAACACCAACAGUGCCCACCACAGCAGCCAGCAGCACCAGCACCUCCAGAACCAUUCCAGGAAGUACCACAAGGUCCGCAGCCACAUCUCCUCCAGCAGAAAACUCCACUCUGGUAACCCAGCCUCCAACAUCACCCACUGCUACCUCCACCCUUCCCCCUACAGAAGUGACAAGCACCACUGCCAGCACCGUUGUCUCCACUACCACUGUUCCGCCAACAAAGGCAACAUCCGUCAUCACAACCACCAGCAGCGCCAGCACAGCCAGGACCUCUCCUGCUCCAAUACAAAGCACAACCAUCCUCACACCAACACCAACAGUGCCCACCUCUUCAGCCAGCAGCACCAGCACCUCCAGAACCAUUCCAGGAAGUACCACAAGGUCCGCAGCCACAUCUCCUCCAGCAGAAAACUCCACUCUGGUAACCCAGCCUCCAACGUCACCCACUACUACCUCCACCCUUCCCCCUACAGAACUUACAACCACCACUGGCACUACAGCUCUCUCAAGUACCACUGUUGUGUCUACAACGGCCUCAUCCACCAUCACAACCACCAGCAGCGCCAGCACAGCCAAGACCUCUCCUGCUCCAAUACAAACCACAACCAUCCUCACACCAACACCAAUGGCACCCACCUCUGCAGCCACCACCACUGCCAGCACCUCCGAGACCACAAACAGCUGCCAGGAGCAGUGUGACUGGACACAAUGGUUUAACGUGGAUUCCCCGAACCCUGGUAGCCAAAAUGGAGACAUGGAGACAUUUGCAAAAAUCCGAGCUGCUGGGUAUGCGCUGUGCGAAAAGCCAAAAGACAUCGUGUGCCGUGCUAAAGAUUACCCUUCCAGGAAUCUGGACACACUGGGACAGGUAGUUGAGUGCAGCGUCAACUUUGGGCUUGUGUGCAGAAAUGAGGAUCAGAUCACAAAGUACCCCAUCUGCUUUGACUAUGAGAUCAAGCUGCUGUGCUGUGACCGUUCACACUGCCAGACCACAUCAGCAUCUACAGGAACCACUGCAGGAUCCUCCACCACAGCCUCUACUGCAGAAACCUCCACUAUAGCAACUCUGGCUCCAACAUCACCCACGACUGCCUCCACCCUUCCCCCUACAGAAGUGACAAGCACCACUGCCAGCACCGUUGUCUCCACUACCACUGUUCCGCCAACAAAGGCAACAUCCGUCAUCACAACCACCAGCAGGGCCAGCACAGCCAAGACAUCUCCUGCUCCAAUACAAAGCACAACCAUCCUCACACCAACACCAACAGUGCCCACCACAGCAGCCAGCAGCACCAGCACCUCCAGAACCAUUCCAGGAAGCACCACGACAUACACAGCCACAUCUUCUCCAGCAGAAAACUCCACUCCGGUAACCCAGCCUCCAACAUCACCCACUACUACCUCCACCCUUCCCCCUACAGAACUUACAACCACCACUGGCACUACGGCUCUCUCAAGUACCACUGUUGUGUCUCCAAUGGCCUCAUCCACCAUCACAACCACCAGCAGCGCCAGCACAGCCAAGACCUCUCCUGCUCCAAUACAAAGCACAACCAUCCUCACACCAACACCAACAGUGCCCACCACAGCCACCACCACUGCCAGCACCUCCGGGACCACUCCAGGAAGCACCACAACAUCCACAGCCAUAUCUUCUCCAGCAGAAAACUCCACUCUGGUAACCCAGCCUCCAUCGUCACCCACUACUACCUCCACCCUUCCCCCUACAGAACUUACAACCACCACUGGCACUACAGCUCUCUCAAGUACCACUGUUGUGUCUACAACGGCCUCAUCCACCAUCACAACCACCAGCAGCGCCAGCACAGCCAAGACCUCUCCUGCUCCAAUACAAACCACAACCAUCCUCACACCAACACCAACGGCACCCACCUCUGCAGCCACCACCACUGCCAGCACCUCCGAGACCACAAACAGCUGCCAGGAGCAGUGUGACUGGACACAAUGGUUUAACGUGGAUUCCCCGAACCCUGGUAGCCAAAAUGGAGACAUGGAGACAUUUGCAAAAAUCCGAGCUGCUGGGUAUGCGCUGUGCAAAAAGCCAAAAGACAUCGUGUGCCGUGCUAAAGAUUACCCUUCCAGGAAUCUGGACACACUGGGACAGGUAGUUGAGUGCAGCGUCAACUUUGGGCUUGUGUGCAGAAAUGAGGAUCAGAUCACAAAGUACCCCAUCUGCUUUGACUAUGAGAUCAAGCUGCUGUGCUGUGACCGUUCACACUGCCAGACCACAUCAGCAUCUACAGGAACCACUGCAGGCUCCUCCACCACAGCCUCUACUGCAGAAACCUCCACUAUAGCAACUCUGGCUCCGACAUCACCCACGACUGCCUCCACCCUUCCCCCUACAGAAGUGACAAGCACCACUGCCAGCACCGUUGUCUCCACUACCACUGUUCCGCCAACAAAGGCAACAUCCGUCAUCACAACCACCAGCAGCGCCAGCACAGCCAAAACAUCUCCUGCUCCAAUACAAAGCACAACCAUCCUCACACCAACACCAACAGUGCCCACCACAGCAGCCAGCAGCACCAGCACCUCCAGAACCAUUCCAGGAAGUACCACAAGGUCCGCAGCCACAUCUCCUCCAGCAGAAAACUCCACUCUGGUAACCCAGCCUCCAACAUCACCCACUGCUACCUCCACCCUUCCCCCUACAGAAGUGACAAGCACCACUGCCAGCACCGUUGUCUCCACUACCACUGUUCCGCCAACAAAGGCAACAUCCGUCAUCACAACCACCAGCAGCGCCAGCACAGCCAGGACCUCUCCUGCUCCAAUAAAAAGCACAACCAUCCUCACACCAACACCAACAGUGCCCACCUCUUCAGCCAGCAGCACCAGCACCUCCAGAACCAUUCCAGGAAGUACCACAAGGUCCGCAGCCACAUCUCCUCCAGCAGAAAACUCCACUCUGGUAACCCAGCCUCCAACGUCACCCACUACUACCUCCACCCUUCCCCCUACAGAACUUACAACCACCACUGGCACUACAGCUCUCUCAAGUACCACUGUUGUGUCUACAACGGCCUCAUCCACCAUCACAACCACCAGCAGCGCCAGCACAGCCAAGACCUCUCCUGCUCCAAUACAAACCACAACCAUCCUCACACCAACACCAAUGGCACCCACCUCUGCAGCCACCACCACUGCCAGCACCUCCGAGACCACAAACAGCUGCCAGGAGCAGUGUGACUGGACACAAUGGUUUAACGUGGAUUCCCCGAACCCUGGUAGCCAAAAUGGAGACAUGGAGACAUUUGCAAAAAUCCGAGCUGCUGGGUAUGCGCUGUGCGAAAAGCCAAAAGACAUCGUGUGCCGUGCUAAAGAUUACCCUUCCAGGAAUCUGGACACACUGGGACAGGUAGUUGAGUGCAGCGUCAACUUUGGGCUUGUGUGCAGAAAUGAGGAUCAGAUCACAAAGUACCCCAUCUGCUUUGACUAUGAGAUCAAGCUGCUGUGCUGUGACCGUUCACACUGCCAGACCACAUCAGCAUCUACAGGAACCACUGCAGGAUCCUCCACCACAGCCUCUACUGCAGAAACCUCCACUAUAGCAACUCUGGCUCCAACAUCACCCACGACUGCCUCCACCCUUCCCCCUACAGAAGUGACAAGCACCACUGCCAGCACCGUUGUCUCCACUACCACUGUUCCGCCAACAAAGGCAACAUCCGUCAUCACAACCACCAGCAGGGCCAGCACAGCCAAGACAUCUCCUGCUCCAAUACAAAGCACAACCAUCCUCACACCAACACCAACAGUGCCCACCACAGCAGCCAGCAGCACCAGCACCUCCAGAACCAUUCCAGGAAGCACCACGACAUCCACAGCCACAUCUUCUCCAGCAGAAAACUCCACUCCGGUAACCCAGCCUCCAACAUCACCCACUACUACCUCCACCCUUCCCCCUACAGAACUUACAACCACCACUGGCACUACGGCUCUCUCAAGUACCACUGUUGUGUCUCCAAUGGCCUCAUCCACCAUCACAACCACCAGCAGCGCCAGCACAGCCAAGACCUCUCCUGCUCCAAUACAAAGCACAACCAUCCUCACACCAACACCAACAGUGCCCACCACAGCCACCACCACUGCCAGCACCUCCGGGACCACUCCAGGAAGCACCACAACAUCCACAGCCAUAUCUUCUCCAGCAGAAAACUCCACUCUGGUAACCCAGCCUCCAUCGUCACCCACUACUACCUCCACCCUUCCCCCUACAGAACUUACAACCACCACUGGCACUACAGCUCUCUCAAGUACCACUGUUGUGUCUACAACGGCCUCAUCCACCAUCACAACCACCAGCAGCGCCAGCACAGCCAAGACCUCUCCUGCUCCAAUACAAACCACAACCAUCCUCACACCAACACCAACGGCACCCACCUCUGCAGCCACCACCACUGCCAGCACCUCCGAGACCACAAACAGCUGCCAGGAGCAGUGUGACUGGACACAAUGGUUUAACGUGGAUUCCCCGAACCCUGGUAGCCAAAAUGGAGACAUGGAGACAUUUGCAAAAAUCCGAGCUGCUGGGUAUGCGCUGUGCAAAAAGCCAAAAGACAUCGUGUGCCGUGCUAAAGAUUACCCUUCCAGGAAUCUGGACACACUGGGACAGGUAGUUGAGUGCAGCGUCAACUUUGGGCUUGUGUGCAGAAAUGAGGAUCAGAUCACAAAGUACCCCAUCUGCUUUGACUAUGAGAUCAAGCUGCUGUGCUGUGACCGUUCACACUGCCAGACCACAUCAGCAUCUACAGGAACCACUGCAGGAUCCUCCACCACAGCCUCUACUGCAGAAACCUCCACUAUAGCAACUCUGGCUCCGACAUCACCCACGACUGCCUCCACCCUUCCCCCUACAGAAGUGACAAGCACCACUGCCAGCACCGUUGUCUCCACUACCACUGUUCCGCCAACAAAGGCAACAUCCGUCAUCACAACCACCAGCAGGGCCAGCACAGCCAAGACAUCUCCUGCUCCAAUACAAAGCACAACCAUCCUCACACCAACACCAACAGUGUCCACCACAGCAGCCAGCAGCACCAGCACCUCCAGAACCAUUCCAGGAAGUACCACAAGGUCCGCAGCCACAUCUCCUCCAGCAGAAAACUCCACUCUGGUAACCCAGCCUCCAACAUCACCCACUGCUACCUCCACCCUUCCCCCUACAGAAGUGACAAGCACCACUGCCAGCACCGUUGUCUCCACUACCACUGUUCCGCCAACAAAGGCAACAUCCGUCAUCACAACCACCAGCAGCGCCAGCACAGCCAGGACCUCUCCUGCUCCAAUACAAAGCACAACCAUCCUCACACCAACACCAACAGUGCCCACCUCUUCAGCCAGCAGCACCAGCACCUCCAGAACCAUUCCAGGAAGUACCACAAGGUCCGCAGCCACAUCUCCUCCAGCAGAAAACUCCACUCUGGUAACCCAGCCUCCAACGUCACCCACUACUACCUCCACCCUUCCCCCUACAGAACUUACAACCACCACUGGCACUACAGCUCUCUCAAGUACCACUGUUGUGUCUACAACGGCCUCAUCCACCAUCACAACCACCAGCAGCGCCAGCACAGCCAAGACCUCUCCUGCUCCAAUACAAACCACAACCAUCCUCACACCAACACCAAUGGCACCCACCUCUGCAGCCACCACCACUGCCAGCACCUCCGAGACCACAAACAGCUGCCAGGAGCAGUGUGACUGGACACAAUGGUUUAACGUGGAUUCCCCGAACCCUGGUAGCCAAAAUGGAGACAUGGAGACAUUUGCAAAAAUCCGAGCUGCUGGGUAUGCGCUGUGCGAAAAGCCAAAAGACAUCGUGUGCCGUGCUAAAGAUUACCCUUCCAGGAAUCUGGACACACUGGGACAGGUAGUUGAGUGCAGCGUCAACUUUGGGCUUGUGUGCAGAAAUGAGGAUCAGAUCACAAAGUACCCCAUCUGCUUUGACUAUGAGAUCAAGCUGCUGUGCUGUGACCGUUCACACUGCCAGACCACAUCAGCAUCUACAGGAACCACUGCAGGCUCCUCCACCACAGCCUCUACUGCAGAAACCUCCACUAUAGCAACUCUGGCUCCAACAUCACCCACGACUGCCUCCACCCUUCCCCCUACAGAAGUGACAAGCACCACUGCCAGCACCGUUGUCUCCACUACCACUGUUCCGCCAACAAAGGCAACAUCCGUCAUCACAACCACCAGCAGGGCCAGCACAGCCAAGACAUCUCCUGCUCCAAUACAAAGCACAACCAUCCUCACACCAACACCAACAGUGCCCACCACAGCCACCACCACUGCCAGCACCUCCGGGACCACUCAAGGAAGCACCACAACAUCCACAGCCAUAUCUUCUCCAGCAGAAAACUCCACUCUGGUAACCCAGACUCCAAUGUCACCCACUACUGCCUCCACCCUUUCCCCUACAGAACUGACAACCACCACUGGCACCACUGUUGUUCCCAGUAUCACUGUUACAUCAACACAGGCCACAUCCAUAACCACCACAGCAGCCAGCAGUACCAACACCUUGAGGACCAGUGCAGGAAGCACCACAACAUCCACAGCUACGUCUCCUCCAGCAGAAACCUCCACUGUCGUAACCCAGCCUCCAACAUCACAUACUACUGCCUCCAGUGUCGCCCAAACAGUAUCUACCACUGGUACAUCACAAUCAAGUCAUGUUACAACAAGAACUUCUGCAAUCUUCAGUUCUUCCCCCAGCACAGCUGUCACAACAGAAGCAAGUACAUAUGUUACAUCAAGAGCAACUCCAUGUUUCUGUCACGUGCUUGGUCAUUUUUUUUCUCCUGGGGAGGUUGUAUAUAACAGAACAGACCGAGCUGGCUGUAAUUUUUACGCACUUUGCAGCAAAGAAUGCGAAAUCGACCCAUUCCAGGGGCCAUGUCCUUCAACAACUCCUUUCACUUCAGUAACCUCAGAAACUACAAUACAAGCCACCUCAUCCACAGAACAUGUAUUUUCUUCUGUCUCGCCAACCCCAGCAACAUCUCGCACAACUUCAGUAGAAAGAAACUGCACUGAUGUCAAUCCUCCGCGAAAGCCUGGAGAGAACUGGACAAGUGAAUGCCAGAUGUGUGUUUGCGACCCCGCCACUGCUACUGUACGAUGCCAGCCACUCCCAUGCCAAAAUGUUCAGACACCCAUUUGUGACAUAGGAUUUGUUUCUCUGCCUGUACUACCAGAAGACCCAUGUUGUCCUAAAUUUGAAUGUCGACGAAUACCUGACAUGUGCGUGAUUAACGGUACAAUGUACACGGUUGGAAUGUCAACAAUAAUCAAUUCAUGUAAGAAAUGUACCUGUACUUCUGAGAAAAAUCCAGUGACUGAUGAAAAUAUUGUCCAUUGUGAAACAGUUCAAUGUGAAACAUCUUGCCCGCUGGGUCAUCAAUAUAAGACUGAGGAUGGAGAGUGCUGUGGGAAGUGUAUUGAAGUAGCUUGCAAAAUCAAACUAAGUAACAACACUGUUCACGUGCUCAAAGUUGAUGAGAUCAUGCCACUUGAUAAUUGCAGCCAUUAUAAAUGUGAAAAAAUUGAAGACCAAUUUGUUGCAGUCCAAAGUAAAAGAGUAUGCCCCGAGUACAACCCAGGAGAGUGCAGUCCUGAUGAAGCAGAGACUACUCCUGAUGGGUGCUGCAAAAUAUGCAAACCUCCAAACUGCAAACCAUACAGAAAAAAAACUGUCAUCCGCCAAGGUGAUUGUGAAUCUUCGGAACCUGUUGAACUGGCAUAUUGUGAAGGAACUUGUCCUGGCUCUUCAGUGUAUUCUCUCGAAGCAAACCAGAUGCAACACGAGUGUAGCUGCUGUCAGGAGUUCAGCAGCCAAACAAGACAGGUGAACCUGACUUGCCAAAAUGGAACAAGCAUAAAUUACAACUAUGUCUAUGUGGAACAGUGCCAGUGUAUGGAUGCAUGCACUCCAAACACCUCUGUAGCAGAUGACUCCCAAGUGAAAAAAACUGGUUCCCAAUGGAAAACCAGCAGAAGAAAGAGAUGA